Parnassius apollo (apollo) is the source of this 1548-nucleotide messenger RNA. The record is from the annotation of a GenBank genome assembly. NCBI's taxonomy places the organism in Eukaryota, Metazoa, Arthropoda, Insecta, Lepidoptera, Papilionidae.
AUGUUAUUCAUUUGUACGGGUUUGACGGCUGACAUAGAUGAUUGUCUACCAAAAAGAAUCUGUGGCAAUUGUUAUGAUAACCUUAAUAGUUUUUAUGAUUUUCGUUUAGUGGCCAGAAAAGCAGAUGAACAGAUUAGAGAACAUAUAAAUUACAGUAACAAUGAUAAUGUAGUGCUCCCAGAAGAAGAUUUAUUUCCAGAAAUCCAAAUAAAGUUGGAGGAGACUGACAAUGAUUAUGAUGUUAUAGAUGAGCAUUUAACAGAUUUAAAAAUAGAAAGUGGUAGUCAAGAAUUUGAUGAAAACAAAAAUUCUACUACUAAUAUUGAUUUACAACACUUAAAAAUUGAACACCCUGCGAAAGAAAGCUUUGUGAUACCAUUAGAGUGUGAUAUUUGUCACAAAAAAUUCAAAAAGAUUGAUAAACUAGAUAAGCAUAAAGAAAAGCAUCAUUCGAAAGAUAGUUCGUUUGUUUGUAAUAUAUGUUCUGAGACAUUUAAUCAAAGAAUGAAACUUGUUAAACAUUUACUGACUCAUAGUAAAGGAAUUAAAAGCGAAGAAAAUAUCUUAAAUAAAAACCAAAGUGACACAAAUGAAAAUUUCAUAUGUAGAGUUUGUUCUGCUAGCUUUAAGUCAAUGAAUUCAUUAUCUGCACAUAUGCGUAAGCAUGUAAAGAAAGGCAGAGUGUUAGCUUGUAAUUUAUGUGAUAAAAAAUUCACAAAAGUCAGUCAUCUGAAACGACAUGAACUGUGCCAUGAUGAUAACCGCCCAUUCAAGUGUACACUUUGUCCUAAAACUUUUACAAAUCAAAGUUAUUUAACUGAGCAUAUAAAUAAACACAACAACAUUAAACCACAUGGCUGUCCGUUAUGCCCCAAAGCAUUUUCACAUUUGUCAACAUUGACGAAUCAUAUUAAAGUACACAAUAAGGAAAAAACUUAUUUAUGCCCAACAUGUGGAAAAAGGUUUAACUCAAGCACAAAUCUUAACCAACACUUGAAGAGGCAUAUUGGACACAAAUCAUUUGCUUGCAACUUGUGUCCAAAGCAGUUUAUAAGUAAAGGUGAACUAAAGUCCCAUGUCAAAUCUCACACUGGCGAGAAGUCAUACACAUGUGAUCAGUGCAAUGGGAAGUUCACAAAACGCAGUUCCUUAGUCAAGCAUACACUACGUCAUUUAGGUGUUAAGCCCUAUAAAUGUGAUGUGUGCCCAAUGAAGUUUUCCAGUAAAGAUCAUUUGAAGCGGCACUACCGCAUUCACACCGGAGAGAAACCAUAUCGCUGUGAAAUUUGCGAUAAAGCCUUUACACAGAGUAAUGAUUUAGUGAAGCAUCGGCGUUCGCACUUCGGUGAUAAGUUGUAUAAAUGCUUACAAUGCGAGGAGAGUUUUCGCUUACAAACUGAGCUGCGACUGCACGUUUCACAGCAUUAUAUUUCUCAGACUCUAGAUACAGAUCAAGAAACAAUCCUGGAGAAUGGCAAGAGUAAUAUACCCCAGGAAGGACUUACCAAAGAAGAGGCUCAAUUAAGUGAUCUUCUAGACAGAAGUUAA